Messenger RNA from Peniophora sp. CBMAI 1063, 1437 nucleotides. NCBI's taxonomy places the organism in Eukaryota, Fungi, Basidiomycota, Agaricomycetes, Russulales, Peniophoraceae. The record is from the annotation of a GenBank genome assembly.
AUGGCCACUCCAAGCGACGAACCUUAUGGACAGAUCUUCACCCCAUCAACUGUAUCCUUGCCCUCCUUUUCCGCCAAAGACGUCUCCGCACUCGCUGCAUCCGGCGUGCGGUUCGUGCGCUUGACAUGGGUCGAUCUCACCAAUAUGGUACGCUGCCGCAUGAUACCCAUCGGUGCAUUCCAGGCGUUACUCGCUUCCCGCCGUCCAGGUGUUGGCAUCACAAUGGCAUCAAUGGGUCUCAUCGGGGCCGGUUGCGCACCGGGUUUCAAUGGCACUGGAGAAUACCUUUACGUGCCCGACGUGAGCUCUCUGCGCAAGUGUGGUUACGCUCCUGGUCAUGCGAGCCUUCUCGGAUGGUUCGAGCCGAAGCUGCCGAAGGCAGGGGAGAGCCGCGAGGUCGAUCUUUGUCCCCGUACCCAACUUCGCCGCGUCGUAGAGGAUGCUCGUGCAGCCGGAAUAGAGUUCCUGGUCGGCAUUGAAACCGAGUUCAUACUUCUGCGCUCAACAGAUCCCAUUGAAGCGGUCAACGACUAUCCUUGGUCCACUACUGCGGCUUUCCCAUCGGGUACGAAGGAAGCGCAAUGCAUGGAGGAGAUCGCAGACGCAUUGAUAGCAUCGGGCAUCGAGUUACUCAUGAUCCAUGCUGAGGCGGCGCCGGGACAGUACGAGUGUGUUGCUGGACCGCUUCCCCCGCUCGAGGCCGCAGAUGCUGUCAUCCUUACCCGCGAGACCAUCUACAACACCGCCGCCAAGUAUGGUCUCCGCGCGACGCUAGCACCGAGACUAUACGCGGAUAACUGCGGUAGCUCUGCCCAUGCACACAUUUCUGUACACCGCACCUCGGUCGCGACGAAGCCGCCUAAGCAGAGCCCUGAUACGAACAAAUCGACGACCAUGGCUUCUCACGAGCGCUCCUUCCUGCAGUCCCUUCUUGACAACAUCACCGAUAUCGCAGCGAUCACUCUUCCGACGCAGGCGUCCUACGCGCGUGUUCUCGACGGCAUCUGGUCUGGCGGAACGUUCGCAGCGUGGGGAACAGAGAACCGCGAGACCCUCGUGCGUCUGACGGGUCCGCCGGGCGCGCAUCAUUUCGAAGUUCGCAGUCACGACGGUACAGCGAACCCGUAUCUCGCUCUCGCGGCGUUUCUCGGCACCGGCCUCAAAGGUAUCAAGGAGGGGGUCGAGCUACGUAUCGGCGAAUGCUUAGAUCAAGCCGUCGCGCUCAGCGAGGAAGAACGAUUGGCCCGGAACAUCACUGGACGGAUGCCAAAGUCUCUGAAAGAGGCCAGAGAGAAGAUGAGCGGCAGCGCGACUAUCGAAGAAGUAUUCGGCAAGACAUUUGUGGAGAAGUACUUGUCCGUGAACGAGACUAUGGAGAACUUCCUGUCGACUGGAACUCCUGAGGGCGAUGCGAAGAAGAUUGUCUCGACGUUCUAA